Molecule: messenger RNA, 1650 nt
Organism: Alnus glutinosa
Lineage: Eukaryota; Viridiplantae; Streptophyta; Magnoliopsida; Fagales; Betulaceae
Product: AP2/ERF and B3 domain-containing transcription factor At1g50680-like
Exons: 4
Coding region: 570-1619 (349 amino acids)
Biological process (GO): regulation of DNA-templated transcription
Molecular function (GO): DNA-binding transcription factor activity; DNA binding
Source: RefSeq, a predicted model, not a curated record
UGUUUACUUUAACCUUUCCUUUCUAUCUGCUUCUACUAGAUUGUUUGUCGUUUUUCUUGUGCUCUUUCUUUCCUCUUUCAUCAAAUAUUUUAUUAUUAUUAUUAUUGGUAUAUUAGUGUUAUUAAUUCUGAUCGAGCUUGAAAGCGGGACUUUUUAUGGUACUCCUUGGGAGAGAGGACGAUGGAGUACUAGUGCUUGAAGGUACGCCUGGUUACUGUUCUUCUUGUAACGGAAACCUUUAUUAUAUAUCACACAUAUUAGUGCUUCACGUUAUUCGAUCGCUUUCUUUUAUCAUCUUCUUCUUCCUCCGGUCCUCCUUGUCUUACUGGUAGGCCAUGCAAGGCAAUACGUAAAGCAGAUUUAGAGGUCUUUUGGAAGUGGGUCAGUACAGACGCUGCUAAAUAUGGCAACAAAUUAUUGUUUCCGCUGCUGGGUAGAUAUUCACCUUCCCGGUGCCAUGAGUAAAGCUUUUGAAGAGGGAAUUUUCCUUAUUCGGCUCUUAUUGUUGCUUGGUGUUGGGAGGCAAACUUCUGCUUCUUUUUGUUGCUGGUUAAUCACUCAGAAUUAUAAUGGAAGAGGAGAUGUCAAGCAUGAUAUCAAAUGGCAGAGUGAAUCCAACUGCUGAAGAUUCUGAUUCGAGCAGCAACACUUACCCGCUUCCUGCGAAAAUGCAUGCAAGACAUGGUAGCAAUGUCUCCAUGAAAUUCAAAGGUGUUGUCCCCCAACCAAAUGGGCAUUGGGGCGCACAAAUAUAUGCCAAUCACCAACGGAUUUGGCUUGGGACUUUCAAGUCUGAAAAAGAAGCAGCCAUGGCUUAUGAUCGCGCAGCCAUCAAGCUUCGGAGUGGAGGUUCCCACAAAAAUUUUCCAUGGACUGAUGAUACCAUUGUUGAAGAGCCAAACUUUCAAAAUCUAUAUAGUACUGAAGCUGUCCUCAACAUGAUAAAGGAUGGUUCCUAUCAAUCGAAGUUUGAAGAGUUUCUAAGGACGCGUUCACAUAUUGUGGAAACAGAAAAUGGUUUGAACUUGGCUAGGGUGCAAAGCAAAGAGCUCUUGUGUAAACUACUUUUCCAAAAGGAGCUUACACCGAGUGAUGUGGGAAAGCUAAAUAGACUUGUCAUCCCAAAGAAACAUGCUAUGAAGUACUUUCCACAUAUUUCUGAAUCGGCUGAAGAUAAUGCCGAAGGGGGCUCCAUGGAAGAUGUACAGCUAAAUUUCUAUGACAGGAUGAUGAGGUCAUGGAAAUUUCGUUACUGUUAUUGGAAGAGCAGCCAGAGCUUUGUCUUUACAAGAGGUUGGAAUAAGUUUGUGAAGGAGAAAUAUUUGAAGGCUAAUGAUAGCAUUAGUUUCUACUUGUGCGAGUUCAAAGAAGUAGCAGAAGACGCAAACUCAUUCUGCAUGAUUGAUGUCAUCAGGGGUGAAAACAGUCAUAGCUUGGCUCAUGAGCAGGCAAACCAAUAUGUUGGGAAGCAACUGGAACUAACACUACUUGAAGUAAGUCAUCAAAUUGACAAUGAUAUUGAUGAGAAGAAUCUUGAAGAGGAGGAAUUGAAGGGGCCCAAGCCAACACAUGAAACUGAAAAAAAAGGUUUUAGGCUCUUUGGUGUACAAAUCAUUUGAAGCAGAUAUGAUUUCCUAGGUUUUUUUUUUU